Molecule: messenger RNA, 1557 nt
Organism: Cydia amplana
Lineage: Eukaryota; Metazoa; Arthropoda; Insecta; Lepidoptera; Tortricidae
Product: transmembrane protease serine 11E-like
Exons: 8
Coding region: 1-1557 (518 amino acids)
Biological process (GO): proteolysis
Molecular function (GO): serine-type endopeptidase activity
Source: RefSeq, a predicted model, not a curated record
AUGCAAGGACAUCCAGUGAGCGAGGAUAGGGCUGUCCAUCCUCUCGGCUAUCACCUUCAGGAGAGUGUUGGCGCUGCCCCGCACGCGCUCGCCCAGGGACGCCACCCGCUUGCGCAGCACGGCUUGGAAACCAUCGGUUCUCCACGCGGCGAACAUUCCUCACGCGCUGCAGCGCCAGGGCAGCCCCAACAACCCCCUGAAGGCGUUAUUGUAUUGGACGCGCAAAGCACUGUAUUCGCCGAGGACCUCGCGUUCCCUGAGAAUGCAAGAAUUACUAUUCUAGGCCUCCCCGGUGCCCGUAUCGUGUCCGGCUGGGAGGCCGCAGAGGGCCAGGUCCCAUAUCAGUUGUCCCUGCGGAUGGUGAACCCGACGGGAGCUGUGUCUUCAUGCGGGGGCUCAAUCAUCCACGCUGCAUGGGGCCUAACUGCCGCUCACUGCACUGCUACCCGCGUCACCAUGGUGGUCCGCGCUGGUGCAGUCAGCCUGUGGCGUCCCGAGCUCAUCUUCGAGACCUUCGAGUACUUCAACCAUCCCCUGUACAUCGAUGCCCUGCAGGCCAUCGUGCAGCCUCAUGAUAUAGCUAUUCUGAAGUUCCAACGUACCAUCACCUUCUCUCACCGUGUGCAGCCCAUCCGUGUGCAGAACUCCCUCGAUAUGAACCGCAACUACGAUGGUGCAAAGCUGGUAGCUUCUGGCUGGGGACGUACUUGGACCGACGGAGCUUCUCCCGAGAACCUGCAGUGGGUGUACCUGACUGGGGACGCCAACGAGCGCUGCCGGUCUGCCUACGGCGGCAGCUCGAUCAUCAUCGACUCCACCAUCUGCGCCAGCGCCUACAAUGUCACCAGCCAGUCCACUUGUCAGGGUGACAGCGGUGGCCCUCUCGCCGAGUUGGAAGAAGACGGCAAAUACACGCUGGUCGGCGUCACCUCCUUCGUGUCAAGUCAAGGCUGCCACGCUGACAUGCCUGCCGGUUUCAUUCGUCCCGGACACUACCACGAUUGGAUUACCGACGUGACCGGUAUCAACUUCGACUGGGUCCCAGAACCGCCCACCGACUCCAGCGAGUCCAAAUCUAGCGAGUCCAGCUCCAGCGAGUCUAAGUCCAUCGAAUCUAGCGAAGAAAAAUCUGAAUCGAAGGAGUCUUCUGAAUCUAAGGAGACCUCUGAGAGCAAAUCCAAGGAGACAUCUGAGUCAGAAUCUAAGGAAACCAACGAGACCGAAUCUAAGGAAACUACUGAAACCGAAUCCAAGGAGACCCAAGAAACCGUAGAAACUGAAUCUAAGGAAACUACAGAGACCGAAUCCAAGGAGACCCAAGAAACCGUAGAAACUGAAUCUAAGGAGACCUCUGAGCCCGUUUCCCAGGAAACAGUAGAAACGGAAUCUAAGGAAACAGUUGAGGCCGAAUCUAAUGAAACCGUUGAGGCCGAAUCUAAGGAGACAACUGAGGCCGAAUCUGAGGAAGCAACUGAAGAGACUAGCGAGGAAGAACAGUCUCGCCUUUUCUGGUCAGUCUUCCGCGGUGCCUCGUUAAGUGCCUUUGGCAAAUAUUAA